Gopherus flavomarginatus (Mexican gopher tortoise) is the source of this 2888-nucleotide messenger RNA. RefSeq names its product ring finger protein 144A (gene RNF144A). Bases 255 to 1256 code for a protein of 333 amino acids. The transcript has 8 exons. Gene Ontology annotation, molecular function: ubiquitin protein ligase activity; zinc ion binding; ubiquitin conjugating enzyme binding. Gene Ontology annotation, biological process: ubiquitin-dependent protein catabolic process; positive regulation of proteasomal ubiquitin-dependent protein catabolic process; protein polyubiquitination. Gene Ontology annotation, cellular component: ubiquitin ligase complex; Golgi apparatus; cytoplasm. The record is from RefSeq and is a predicted model, not a curated record. Lineage: Eukaryota; Metazoa; Chordata; Testudines; Testudinidae.
GGCAGAGGGCGCCCACGUGGGCGUGCUGGAAACCUAGCGGCCGCUUCUAGGCAGCCAGUCAGCGGCUGCAAAACCACUGGAGCUUAAUGGCGUCUUUGUGCUUAGAGUAGCUGCUGCCUUCCCCCCCUUCCCCGGAAAGGCGCGAGCGGCGCAACUUGGCUGCGCGGCUCACGGAGCAGGGGGCUGGGUUCGGAGCAGUGCCCGUCGGGCGGCCGCCGCCCUGCCCAGGCUGCUAAGCGUGCGGUGCAUGGUCCAUGCAAGCGGCUGCAGGGCGCAGCAGGCGCCCGUUUUGGGGAGGCAGCCGGCGCAGGCACGGAGGCGACAGCAGCAUCUCUUCUUUCCCGCCGAGGCUGCAGCGGCAGACGGACUGCUCUGCAAUGACUACAGCAAGAUACAGGCCUACCUGGGACUUGGUACUUGACCCUUUGGUGUCCUGUAAACUCUGUCUUGGGGAAUAUCCCGUGGAACAGAUGACAACAAUAGCACAAUGCCAAUGCAUCUUCUGUACUCUGUGCCUGAAACAGUAUGUGGAACUUUUGAUCAAAGAAGGUCUAGAAACAGCAAUUAGUUGCCCUGAUGCUUCCUGCCCAAAACGAGGUCAUCUACAAGAAUAUGAGAUUGAGUGUAUGGUUGCAUCGGAAAUCAUGCAAAGGUACAAGAAGCUACAGUUUGAAAGAGAAGUGCUUUUGGAUCCAUGUCGGACUUGGUGUCCAUCUUCUGCCUGCCAGGCAGUUUGCCAACUACAAGAAUCAGGGCCUCAAAAUCCCCAGCUGGUCCAAUGCAAAGCUUGUGACAUAGAGUUCUGCUCAUCUUGUAAAUCCAAUUGGCAUCCAGGACAAGGCUGUCAAGAGAAUAUGCCAAUCACCUUACUCCCAGGAGAAACAAGUUCUGUGUAUAAAAUGGAAGAUGAUGAUGCUCCCAUCAAACGCUGUCCAAAGUGCAAAGUUUAUAUUGAGCGAGAUGAGGGUUGUGCCCAAAUGAUGUGUAAAAACUGCAAACAUGCCUUUUGCUGGUACUGUCUGGAAUCUCUUGAUGAUGAUUUCCUCCUUAUACAUUAUGACAAAGGACCUUGUCGAAACAAGUUAGGUCACUCCAGGGCAUCUGUUAUCUGGCACAGAACACAAGUGGUGGGAAUCUUUGCGGGAUUUGGUCUACUGCUGUUAGUGGCUUCACCUUUCCUUUUACUUGCUACCCCAUUUGUCCUUUGCUGCAAGUGCAAAUGUAAUAAAGGAGAUGAUGAUCCUCUACCUACCUAGAUCGUGAGAAGAUGGGACUCAUCACACACACAUUUUUUCCCCCUCUUGCACUUACAUUGUUGUAGCCUUACUUCCCCCAUCCUGCUUUUCUGUGACAGUGCCAUAAUUCCAGGAACUGUUGUUAGUACAGUUACAUAGACCAAGUACUAAUAGGUAAAAUAGUGGAAGGCAAAUCAGGUGUUUAGAGGAUGUUGUGGAACAAGAUAAGUGUCUGAAAUUAAGAGAUGAAGAUACUCUAGAUAAAACUAAUGGUUUCAUGUUGCCCACAGAGGCUAUAAUGGUGGACUAGGAACUGUGCUAUGGUGCAUCAGCAAAACAACCUAAAAACAAAUCAAAUCUAAUUUUUUCACAUAUACAUUUGCAUCAAAAUGAGGUGUCUUAUUGAUAUUCCUAUGAGUCACCUAUCAUUUAAAUGUGGCUUUAAUAUAUCUGUUUAUUACAACUGUGUUUUUAUUAAUAUUGCAAUGGCAAAAGCCUCUUUAGUACUUGUUUUUGCAAGUAUAAUGGAAAUAAUUAAGGUGCAUAUUGGCCAUCGUAUGCCUUUCUUGAAUUUUGGGGAGGAUACAGCUGGAAUUGCUGCCUUCCAGGAAUUUUAAGAAGUUUUACAUGCUAUUCAAUCAAAAACUACAUUUUAAAAAAUAAAUAUAUGAAAGCUGCAAGAUUGAGUGGUGUCACAAACCUGCUACCUAAUCAAGAUUCUUUUAAAAACGUAUAGUUGGUGUUGAUUACCACUGGAUCACAAGUCUUUUUCUGUGUGGUUAAUUUUUGCUGUUAAGGGGUCUGGUACACUUACAGAGCUACAUAACUUCUAAUCCAGGUAUCUCAGUUUUUUAUUUAUAUAUUAAAAAAUCCUCAUUAAACCAAAUGUGUAAAUAUCUGUGCUAUUGAAUAUUUGGAAGUUCAAGAUAGCUCGCUUCUGUCUUAAAGGCAGAUAUUGGGGAAAAAAAUUACAGGACUUAUUCUGCUUAUCACCAGAUUCUCAGCUCAACAAUGAUUUCUGUCUUUACAAUAUAUGAAAAGUACUAGACAUCCUUAUAAUUAGUAAUUAAAGCACCUGGGGUGUUCGUGAAAGGUCUGUCUACCAUUUACAAUAUAUACUCCAUUUCCCAGAGUUCAUAUCAUAUGUGCUGUUAAUAAUCAUACUGUGAGAAAACAAAACAAAUUUCUCUUCAAGGAUUAGUUUGUUUUGUUCCAACAUUACCUUAUGUGGCAUCAUUUUUCUUCUCUUUUUUUUAAUUUACAAUGUUGUAAGUUUUCCAGGGUAGUAAAAUGUCCAAAUUAACAUAUUGUUAAUAUACAGAAAUUACUCUUCUGCAGUAUUUUGUAGAAAACUGUAAGAGACCCCUUUGCAAAUGCAGGCUUCAAAAACAGCAAAAGAAUUUGACAAAAAUUUAAUGUAAUGGCCCUGAUCAUGGAAUGUGGUACACAUGGGCAGAUCUGUGUCCACACAGAGCCCUCUAUUCUGCAGAGCAUGCUAGUGGAAGUUAAACUGUGUUUGAGAACCUAAAGAUAUAAUGGAGUAGGAAAUGAUGCAGUGAUUGUAUAUGUGGAAGUCAGUGGGGCUCACCACCUAAGACAUGGCGGGAUCAAGGCCACAAAACAUAACAGCAGUCUGACAGUGCAAAAAAACUG